Acanthamoeba castellanii str. Neff is the source of this 2553-nucleotide messenger RNA. Its product is annotated as 7fold repeat in clathrin and VPS proteins repeat-containing protein. The coding region runs from base 1 to 2553 and encodes 850 amino acids. The record is from RefSeq and is a predicted model, not a curated record. The transcript is spliced from 18 exons. Gene Ontology annotation, molecular function: protein binding. Gene Ontology annotation, cellular component: late endosome; HOPS complex. Lineage: Eukaryota; Discosea; Longamoebia; Acanthamoebidae. Gene Ontology annotation, biological process: macroautophagy; endosomal vesicle fusion; cellular response to starvation.
AUGAAGCAGGGUGCGCGGCCGGGAGAAGACAAAGAAGAGGUCUAUGAAGAGGGCGAGGACGAGUCCGACGAGGAGGAUGAGGGCGAAGAUGAAGAGCCCAAGCUUAAAUAUCAACGGCUGGGCUUCAGCGUGCUCGAAAUUUUGAAGGACGAUUCCGCUACGUGCAUGCACACGCUGGGCACGAGGACGGGCAUGGUGUACCUGCUGGACUUCACCGGGAACAUGAUCAAGAAGUACUCCAACCACUCGGCUGCGGUGAACGAGAUCUCCAUCGACGAGACCGGCGAAUACCUGGCCUCCUGCUCCGAUGACGGGCGAGUGGUGAUUCAUGGCCUCUACUCGAACGAGAUGGUCGAGUUUGCCUACCGGUCGCCCAUCCUGAGCGUGGCGCUGGAUCCCCACUACGCGCGGUCUAAGAAGCGCUCGUUCGCCUGUGGCGGCCGAGCCGGUAGUCUCGUCCUCAACGUCAAGGGGUUCUUUCGAUCAUCGAACAACGUCAUUCACGCUGCCGAAGGUCCCAUCUACGCCAUAGCGUGGUGCGGCUCGUUGAUCGCUUGGGCCAAUGACAUCGGAGUGAAAAUCUACGACGUGAACACGGAGCAGCGGAUCACCUUCAUCGACCGACCAAAGGGAAGUCCCAAGGCUGAUCUGUACCGCUGCAGCCUCUGUUGGGAAGACCCACACACGCUUCUCAUCGGUUGGGCCGACAUGGAACGAGUGGAGCACACCCUGCCCACAGCAGCACCCACGCGCUACGUCGAAAUCGCUGAAGAGUACUCCGCACCUCAGACCACUGGGGCGCACUUGAUCGACGAGCACUAUUUCGUGUGUGGAAUCGCUCCGUUUGGGGAGUACCUGUGCCUGCUGGCCUACAUCGAGGAGGAAGAGAACGGACGCAAGGUUCCUCAGCCACCGGAGCUCCGAAUCAUCACCCGGCACAACGAGGAGGUCUCCUCCGACGCGCUCACGAUUCAUGGCUACGAAUCGUACAAGGCCACUUCGUACCGCCUCGACCACCUGGCGAGCGAGUCGCUCUUCUACAUCGUGUCGCCCAAGGACAUCGUCCUCGCAAAGCCGAGGGACUUGGACGACCACAUCGCGUGGCUUAUCGAUCCCUAUCGUGCGCGGUACGAAGAGGCCCUCCAAGCCGCGGAGGCCAACGAAGCGCAACUGCUGCGGCACAGGCUCAUCGACAUCGGUGAGAAGUAUCUGAACCAUCUGUUGGAGAAAGGCGAGGUGGCCAAGGCAGCCGAGCUGUCGCCAAAGAUUCUCAAGCGGGACGGUGCCCUGUGGGAGAAGUGGAUCAUCGAAUUCGCUCGCCGGCGGGAACUCAAGCUCAAGGACUACGUGUACGAGAUGGUGCUCAAUCACUACCUUCGGCACGACCACAAGGGCUUCUACAACCUCAUCACCGAGUGGCCGCACACCAUCUACAACAUCCAAAACCUCAUCACCACCUACAAUUUGUUCCACGCGAUCCAGGACAAGGUGCUCCUGCUCAUCGAGUGCGACCAGGAUCGGGCCAUCAAACUCUUUGUCGACAACGUGGACAAGGUUCCCGUCAAGACCGUGGUUCAGCAACUGAACGACACCCCGCGAAUCCAGCACGCCUAUCUCCACGCCCUCUUCACCAAAGAUCCCCAUCUCGGCGAGGAGUACACGCUGCUCCAGCUGAAGCACUACGCCGAGUACGACUACAAGCAGCUGAAGCCGUUCCUCAUUCAGACCAUCUACCCACUCGAAAAGGCCUACAAGAUCGUCGAGGAGCGCAAGCUCUAUCCGGAGAUGGUCUACAUCUUGGGUCGUAUGGGAAACACCAAGGACGCGUUGGACCUCAUCAUCCAAAAGAUCGGCGACGUCAAGCAGGCCAUCGAGUUCGUGCAGGAGCAGCGGGACGAGGAGCUCUGGGGCGAUCUCAUCACCCAGUCCAUGCGAAACCCCAAGUUCGUGUCGGGGCUUCUGGAGCACAUCGGAGCGUUCGAGGCGGUGAACCCGCUCGACCUCAUCCGUAGGAUCCCCAACGGAAUGGCCAUCGAGGGUCUGCGCGACCGUCUCGUGAAGAUCAUUUCCGAUUACAACCUCCAGAUGUCGCUGCGAGAAGGGUGCAACACAAUCCUGAAGGCAGAUUGCGUGGACCUCAUGGACCGGUUGUACGGCGGACAGCGGCGGGCGGUGUCGGUGUCGCCCGACAUGCACUGCGCGCUGUGCUCGGGUGUCAUCAUCCCGACCUCGGUCAAGGACGCCGGCGACGUGGUGGCCUUCUUCUGCAACCACGGCUACCACACCCGGUGCCUCAAGCUCGCCAUCCACACGGCCCGAGGCGGCGGCAUCAACAACAACAGCAACGCCGACACCCGUCCCGAGGGUACGGUGGAAAAUUUGUCGUACAACAGCAUCAGGGCGGCGGAGCGGGAGAUGUUGAACGAGGAGAACCUGGCGGCGCUGCGAGGCGGGCAGCUGGUGUGCAUCAUCUGCCACCACAACAAGGUCAAGGAGCUCAAGCAACGACAACAGAAACAGCAGGCGGCCCCCAAGGAUGAUUGGGCCUAUUAG